Molecule: messenger RNA, 1659 nt
Organism: Oncorhynchus tshawytscha (Chinook salmon)
Lineage: Eukaryota; Metazoa; Chordata; Actinopteri; Salmoniformes; Salmonidae
Product: sodium/bile acid cotransporter-like
Exons: 8
Coding region: 213-1265 (350 amino acids)
Biological process (GO): bile acid and bile salt transport
Cellular component (GO): membrane
Molecular function (GO): bile acid:sodium symporter activity
Source: RefSeq, a predicted model, not a curated record
GACAUCAUACUCCCCGUCCAGAAGACCGCUUCACAGACAGAUAUUUAUCACUCUCACUCUGGCAAUAAUUAGCCACAUUAGAACAAGGAUACACUUUAAAGGCUGUGGCCACGCAGAAGGACUUCAUUUGGCAACACAGAAACCACAGACAGGAAAGACCACAGAAGGAAUAUCCACCUUCUCCUAAAAGACUCCGACCAGAGACGAUACAAAUGGAAGAUUCCAUUGACACCGCCAUGGCAGUGUUCUCUGAUCAGUACCUGUCGUCCAAUGACAGUUUACUAUUCAACAUCACUCCAACCCAUUUCCCCCGCCUGCCACCCAUAAUAGACCAGACCAUCAGCAUCACCACCAUAGUGAUCCUCUUCAUCACCAUGGUUUCACUGGGCUGUACCAUGGAGGUGCCCAAGAUCAAGGCCCACAUCCUGAAACCUAAAGGAGUAGCCAUCGCAGUGGUGGCCCAGUUUGGAGUAAUGCCCCUCACUGCCUUCUCAUUGGCUAAGGUGUUACAGCUGGGGCCGGUAGAGGCUGUAGUGGUGCUGAUCUGUGGAUGCUGCCCAGGGGGAAGCCUCUCCAAUAUAUUGGCCCUGUCUCUGAAGGGAGACAUGAACCUAAGUAUUGUGAUGACUACCUGCUCUACAGUUCUAGCCCUGGGUAUGAUGCCACUGCUCCUCUACCUAUACUGCCAGGGCUUCUCCAACCUGGAGAGUGCUGUUCCCUACGCUGGCAUCACUCUGGCCCUGGUCAUGACUCUGUUCCCCUGCGGCAUCGGCAUCCUCAUCAAUUACUACAGGCCACAGUACUCCAAGACUAUUACUAAGGUCGGCCUGUCCCUCCUGUUGAUGGCCACGGUGGUGAUUGGCCUGUUGGCCGGCAUGACCAUAGGAGGGAUGGAUUUGACGCUGACCCUCCUGUCCCCUCCACUCAUGGCCACCGCUGCCCUCAUGCCCCUCAUUGGCUACACCUUCGGAUACGUCCUGUCAUACCUCUUCAAACUCAACGGAUCGGGGCGGAGGACCAUCUCCAUGGAGACAGGCUGUCAGAACAUCCAGCUGUGUUCCACCAUUUUGAAGGUGGCAUUCCCUCCCGAUGUGAUUGGUCCCCUCUACCUAUUCCCUAUGAUCUACAUAGUGUUUCAGGUGGGAGAGGCCUUACUGCUCAUUGUCCUGUUCAGGGUUCACCGGAGGUUCUUCAAAACACCGAAGACAGAGAAGCAGGUGUACGAGGCAGUGGAUGGAAAUCAGAUCCACAUCAGCUCCGUCUGAAAUGGUGCUGUCGACCAAGGCUUCAGGCUCCCAAAGACCUGAUUAUCUACCAGAUUACAAUGAGGAUUUAACACCCAGUGACUGCACAUACAAUGACGCAUGGCAGCAGGCGAUUUGAAGGUGGAGGGAUUGUAACGAAUUGACUACACUGUAUACAGGUGUAUUAGUGUAUGUGGAAUUAACUGAAAAGAGAAACCUACGUACUGUCUAAACUACAUGAGUACUUCUGAUCAAGACAAGGUAGUGUCAAUGUUUGGACCAGCUAUUGAAAACAGUCGUGACAUUUUAUUACGGCUAGUAUUUAAUUACAUAUUGUUUUAAGCUCAUACUAAAAGUGGCAAAAUUGUCAAGUUAACACGGUCUUUUGAUGCUUUAUAUAAAACAUUUUAUUGGU